Anneissia japonica is the source of this 1742-nucleotide messenger RNA. Its product is annotated as ZP domain-containing protein-like. The transcript has 5 exons. Bases 1 to 906 code for a protein of 301 amino acids. The record is from RefSeq and is a predicted model, not a curated record. Lineage: Eukaryota; Metazoa; Echinodermata; Crinoidea; Comatulida; Comatulidae.
AUGUCGUGGCUCUUGUUUAUAACAAGGUAUGACAGAUGUGGAACGCAGGUUCAGUUUUCAGGGAAUUAUGUCGAGUACUCAAAUUCUGUGAUUCUAAAGCGAAAAGGCGAAAGUGAUAUCACUUCCAGAGAACACCAACUUGUAAUUCCAGUUAAGUGCAACCUAAAGAACUCGGGAGAGUCAUCAAUAAACUUUGAUACGCAAGAGGUCUCACUAAUUGGAGAUGCAGUUGAGAGCGAUGGAAACUUCUCUUUCGCUUUAGACAUGUAUCAAGAAGGGAACUUCACUCUUCCGUACGGUGACAAUGAUUAUCCAGUUGUUGUCGAUAUUGGACAGACAAUCUACUUGGGAGCCCAUGUAACUUCUUACACUGAAGACGUCAAGUUAUAUAUUGAUUCUUGUGUUGCUACGACAAGCUCAGAUAAAUUUACAUCACCAAGAUAUGAUCUCAUCCAAUACAGCUGCCCUUCUGACGACACUACAUCGUUUGCAGAAUCUCGAGGCGAUAAUAAAAACGUGUACUUUCAGCUUGAUACAUUCAGAUUUGUGCAAGGCGAAUAUCUGGUUUACGUACAUUGUGAGAUGACUCUCUGUAAUGCAACUGAUCCAACGUGUACCAGAACUUGUGGACAACGUAACAGACGCUCUCCAAUGAAGCUAUUUGGGAAAGAAAAACUAUCAAAAGGACCAUUGUUUCUGCGACAAGUAGAUUCAGAAAUUAAUGAAGCCUCACAAGCCAAAUCAUCUACUAUUACCGAAGACCAUUCGAGUACGCUACUUAUCACUGCAAUGUUCUUUGCUAUGAACUUUAUUCUCAUCGCUGGGAUUGCUGUUUACGUAGUUAAACAAAGCCAGCCUGUUCAGACAAACAAUCACUAUCAACCCUUGCUACAGGAUAUCGAAUAAAAUGUCACACAUAUCAUUUUUAGUUUCCAAUGCUCUGUGCACACUAAUAAUUUUUUGUGUGAUGUGCCCAUAUAUGGGCAUAAUGAUGUCAUAUUGAUGUCAUAUCACACCCAUAUUUAUUUGUCACAUAAAUAUUUUAUAGUGUGGGCAGAGGUUUUUCAAAGUACAUUUGAAAAUACAUUAGUAUUCUAAAUGAAAAUAACCAAUAUUAAAAAAUUUAAAUGUUAAUUUUCUUUAUUUAUUUCAUUUUCAUUUAUUCAACAUUUAUUCGACCAUUUAUAAACAUGCAUGGAAAAACAAAUCAAAGUUAGGCCUACAGUUGCAUAAAACAUGGUCAAGGGACGAUAAAGAAUCACUUAUGAGCCCGUCACUCUCGCCCCUCUUUAAAGAGAGCAAAAGCUGCAUUAAACAUGGACAAUAUACACUCAUUUGUAUAAAUAACAUAAACAUAAUGUUUCUUCUCUGAUUAUCUACAAAUGUAAUUCAAUUCCCUUACUCUAAUUAAUUUUAUUAUAAAAAAUAACAAUUAAUAUUACUUAUCAUCAUCAUUAUUGUGUUUUGGCGCUUCCAUUAGUUUUAGUUUACGUGGAUUACCGUAUUAGGUUUCAAUAAAGGUCAGUUUAGGUUUUGAUUUGAAGUGUUUUAAUGUGUUUGCAGCAGAUGUUACACCUUGGAAUUCAGAAAUAAAAUUCCAUAACUUUGGACCAUAUACUUUAAUGAAUUGUUGUCUUGAUGUAAGCCUGGUAAAUGGACAUCUGAAUUUAUGUUGGUUUCUUAAAUUAUACUUGUGUAUGAAUUGAUAUCAAUUCGUUUUAAAUAAAUAAUUUAAGCAAAUA